AGUCUUUUAACGAAACUCUAUUGGAAUGUGUGAAUUGUCGCUAAAUCGGAGAUACGCGUUUAAUUAUAGUAAAAAAUUCAUUAAAAAAUAAUAAGUUUUAUUAAAAAAUCUAAGUGAAUUUAAUAGAAAAAUACUGCGGUGUAUUAAAAAAUAAUAAAAGAAAGAAAAACAGCAAAUCGCAGAAAAAAAACGAAAAUUCAAUAAACAAUAACAAGUACGGACUAAAUUUGACAACGACAACAAAAAAUAAAUUGUCAACACACUAAAUAUUCGCAACAAUAAUAACAACAACAACAAAAUAAAUAGUAGAUACAUUUUUCAACACAACUCGUGAUUUUGUUUUUUGAAGAAUCAGCAGCUGGUGGUGAAAAGAAAUUUUGAAAUUUAUUUGAAUUUAUUGUGGACUACCAUGAGUUUAAAUUUCAAUAAGUUUGUGGUUUUAAAAAGGAAAUGAAUUCAGUCAAGCAUCAUCGUAUUGGAGUAUUUUUAUCUCCAACAAAAGUUAAAUAAAAUUUUAAAACAAAAAUUACGCAAAAUUAUUAAAAAAAAAUUGUUACGUACAAUUAAAUUAUAAAAAAAAUUAUAAAUUUUUUCUUCUAGUCAUACAAAAUAUUACAAAAAUUUAGUAAAUUAAACAACGAGUACUAAACAUAAUAUUUUUAGUGUUAAAUUUAAAAUAUAUUUCAAAAAAUAUAACGCGUUUUCAAAUCUUUGUAAUCGUGUGUUUAACGUGGAAUUUAAAGUGUGCGUAAUAUUCAUUCGGUUUAUAAAGAGAAAUAUUUAUAUUUAUAUAUAAUGCCUUAUAAUCGUGAUACGGCUUCAGCUCAGGCUGAUAAAUUAAGCGGUAUUGAGGAGGAGAGCGACUUGUAUGAGGGAUUUGCUCCACAUGUUGAAACUUCGGAAAUUAAGGUGCUGGAUUUCUAUAAUUUACCAAAGUCAACAGGCAAAGAACCCGCUUUGCGUUCUUUUACCGAAAUCAAACAACUUUUAGAUCAAGGCAAAAAGCGUGAUGUCAAAACUAUUUUACGCGAAAAUUCCUGGCCCAUUAAUUCACCCAUACGUUCACAGUUGUGGCCCACAUUAUGUGGUCAACAUAAUACAAAACCACCCAUGGUUGAGGGUUUCUACUGGGAAAUGGUUCAUCAGGUUUUUGGCACUACAGAAUUGUCGGAGAAACCCAUUAUGUUACCUGCAUUUGUUGAUGCAACUCAUUGUUUGCCCUACCAUUUAACACGUACCGGUCGUGCUGUGGCCGAUCGUAUUGUUAAUGUUUUGGGCUACGAUUGUCCCGAUAUCACUUACAGUCCAGUAUUGUAUCCGAUUACAUCGAUUUUAUUGCAUUUUAUGUCUGAGGAGGAAGCUUAUCAUUGUUUGGCCGCUUUAGUGGGUAGCAAGGAAAAAGUGUUCAUAAAUCAAACUAAACUAUUGCAUGAAGUGACAUGGAAAACCGUUAUGCAAAUAGCCAAAAAACAUACAAAAAAUGCCGUUUCAUAUUUUCAACGAAUUUGUCCUGGCGUUAAAUUGGAACGUGUUUUUAUGGAUUGGUGCUGGUGGAUUUUAGCUGGUCUACCCUUCCAGCAUUUAGUACGCAUUAUGGAUUGUUUUUUCCAUGAAGGCAUUAAAGUUUUAUAUCGUGUUGCUUUAGUCAUUUUAAAUCUCUUCCACAAGGAGUGUCAAUCAAACAACGAAUGGAGUCCGGAUAAUAUUAAGAAUGACAUUGGCAGUGCUUUAAUAAAGUUUUGCAAAAAAAUCCCAGUAUCGCCGGCCAAAUUAUUACAUGCCGCUUUUAGUAUUAGGGGACUAAGUUCCACAUAUAUUUCUAGAAUAUUUUUAAAGACUGAAAUGCUAUUAAAAAGCCGUUCCGUUUUGAAUAGCGGUAAUAAACAAUUAGUUAAAUCGCGUUCCAGCGAUAAUCUACCAACAAGUCAAUCACAAGUCAAUAUACAAAUGAUGUCACACACAUUAACCAUUAGAGAGAAGGCACACCACACCGAAACUUGUCGGAACUUGGGUGAAAAAUCCCCUGGCCAUAGAGCCAUAGCCAUGGGUGUUUAUCCCAUACACAAUUUAAAGUCUACCGUUUGUCAAAAUGAGGAUCUUUUCACAUUGUGGUCUUGGCUUCCAGUUAGAAUAACAAUGUAUCAGCCUGUAUUGUUAUAUACCACCGAGGAACAUGGCUGCUCUUUAACCACAUUUUAUGUUCGAGUGGAACAACAUGAACCCACUUUAAUGAUGAUUAAAACUUGUAAUAAUGAGGUAUUUGGUGCCUACUGUUCGUCCCGUUGGUUUGAGCGCAACAUAAAAGAUGACAAAGGCCAAAGGCAAGCCUACUUUGGUACAGGAGAAACUUUCCUAUUCUCUCUAUAUCCGGAACGAGCUAAAUAUCCCUGGGUGGGUAUUGACAAUGACAAAGAUUUGGGACAUUCAUCUGAGCUAUUCAUGGCAGCCGAUUCAAAAAUGAUAACCAUAGGAGGAGGAGAGGGUCAAGCCAUUUGGAUGGAUGAGAAUAUACGCUUUGGCAAAACUGACAGCUGUAAAACCUUUAAUAAUCCACCUCUCUGUCCUUCGGGUGAUUUUGAAAUACGAGUUUUAGAAGUCUAUGGUUUUGUGGGAGUUUAAAAAAUCGUUUAUAUAUUAUUAUUAUUUUCCAAAGGACUUAAACGUUGAAAUAAACGUUUGUUAUGUGUUAAAAAUUACAAGGCUUUUUAGUAGAGCUUAUUAGGAGUCUUCGUGAAAGGCCUUUCUUCUCUAUCUCCCCGCCGAUUAUAUAUGAAACAAUAUGUCUUCUAUUACUUUAUAAUAAUUUUCUCCUGCUUAAAAAACAGAUAUGUAUGUAAAAGGAAUUUGCUUUGUUUGUAAAGGUUUCCCUUCUUACUUACCUACCAGCUAUUCUUGCAUAAAUUUGUAUUUCUUUUCAACAACAUUAGCAUUAACUUAUUGUUUGUUUUCUUUUAAAACAAUGAAAAAGAAAAUUGUUAAGAAUUUUUUAAACCAAAUUUUAGAAA
Messenger RNA from Lucilia cuprina (Australian sheep blowfly), 3005 nucleotides. RefSeq names its product GTPase-activating protein skywalker (gene sky). Lineage: Eukaryota; Metazoa; Arthropoda; Insecta; Diptera; Calliphoridae. The transcript has 13 exons. The coding region runs from base 796 to 2619 and encodes 607 amino acids. The record is from RefSeq and is a predicted model, not a curated record.